AUGCCCGGUUCUUGUGUUAACAACCAGGUUGGUAAUCAGCCAGCUCCGCUACAUUCUACCGGGAUCUCUAAUCCCAAUCUCCCAGACGACGAGGCCCCCUUCGACGCCUCUCCAAGAUCUACUACUUCUACUAACGACGCCAACCGUCACUCAACUCGGCUGGCCAACCUCCCUGCAGCCCCUGGGCUCGACUUCCCUACAAGCAGAGCUACCAAGGGCAAAGAUUCUAAUUCAAGCUCCUGCUCGAAGAUUCCAAGACCCCCGACCCCUAGGGAACUUGCACUCCCCAAGGGAACUGAUGUACAACUUCGAGCUGAAAUCGACGCCCUCCACGGCGACAUCCAAGCUACUGUCGACCGAUUCGCGUCGGUUGACGAAAGAUUCGACUACAUCGAGCACGAGAUCGGUACUUUGACUACUACGGUCAACUCCCUUUCGUCGGAUGUCACCCUCAUGAUCGACAAGCUUAACGACGUUCUCGACAAGAAGCCAGACUCGACUUUGUGUCCCCCCUCUACUGUGGUAGUCCCUCCGCCUUCAGAGAAAUCCCGCCUCGAGCUACCCAAGGAAGCCAUUGAUGCCCUAUUCUUUCGUGGCCAAAGCUUCCAGAACAAGGUGGAUAAGUGCUGUGCAGCAUGCAACAAUGCUCCUACGGUUGAAG
Perkinsus marinus ATCC 50983 is the source of this 661-nucleotide messenger RNA. RefSeq lists its product as hypothetical. NCBI's taxonomy places the organism in Eukaryota, Perkinsozoa, Perkinsida, Perkinsidae. The annotation marks the transcript as partial. The transcript has a single exon. The record is from RefSeq and is a predicted model, not a curated record.